Prorocentrum cordatum is the source of this 2001-nucleotide messenger RNA. Lineage: Eukaryota; Dinophyceae; Prorocentrales; Prorocentraceae. The record is from the annotation of a GenBank genome assembly.
AUGGCAGGCUACCCUCGGGCUUCGGGCCGGGCUCCAGACCGCAGGAGGGCCGAGCCGUCCGGCGGAGUCGGCGGAGGCCGCCGCCCCCAUCCGCCCCGCGGGGGCUGGAGUGGCGGUGGCCAGCCAGGCACCCCCCAGCAGACGGGCAGCUCCUCCUACACCCAGGACGCGGUGGCCAUGGCGGAGCUGGUCGUGAGAAGCGUCGCCGCCUCGAGAACCGCCGCCGCCGACCGCUUGGUGCACGACCUCGUGCAGGGGCAGGGUUUCAGCCACGCCGCAACCAGGGCGUUCUACCUGAUGGUGAUGCGCCAGAGCGCCACCAUGAACUGCCCUCAGGCGGCGACGUGGUGUCUAGACCAUCUGCAGCGCAAUGGCCACGAGCUGGACCGGGGCAUGAUCAACACCGUGAUCAACACGCACGCGAGGAUUGGCGACAUAGGCGCCGCCGAGCGGUAUUGGCAGGUCAUGCAAGCCGCCGGCCUCACGCCGAACAUCGUGACCUUUAACACGAUGGUGAACGCCUGCGCCCAGGGUCGCGAUGCGGAGCGCGCGGAGUGGUGGUUUCACAAUCUGUUGGCUUUCAGAAUGAGGCCCAACCGCAUCAGCUACGGCACAGUCAUAGGCGCCUACGCCAAGGUCGGCGACGUUCGGCGUGCCGAAUUGUGGGCAGACAGGAUGAGCGAGGCGGGGAUCUUGCCGGACGAGGUGGUGUUCAACUCCCUCAUCAACGCAUGCGCGAAGGCUGGCAUGCAGCAGAAGGCCGAGAAGUUCCUCAGGACGAUGCUGUCUCGAGACAUAUUGCCCAACCAGAAGACAUACAACAGCCUCAUUCAGGUAUGCAUCAACUCUGGCGACCUGUCGGUAGCGGAGUCGUGGUUCUAUGCCAUGAAAGACGCAGGCUGCCUUGCAGACGUGAUCACCUUCAGCUCGAUGAUCUACGUGGCCGCGAAGGCAGGCAACGCGCUGAGGGCGGAGCACUGGAUGCGGCAGAUGGUCUCUCAGAACAUAACCCCCAACGUCGUGUGCUUCAACACGCUGCUGCACGCCUUUGCCCGCAGAGGAGCCUACAAGCGCGCCGUCGAAUGGGAGUCGCGGAUGCGGCGGCGCAACGUGGGUACCAACGACAUCACGUUCAACACCAUGAUACACGCGAGCCUCACGGGCGGCAGGCAGGUGGACACAGAGCAGUGGCUGCAGCGCAUGAUCCAGUCGGGGUUCCACCCCGACAACUUCACCCUGGCGACGCUCUCGCGGAAUAUCCCCCUGGGCGCGCGCCGCAGCGCUUCGGAGGAGGAGACCACGACCGUGUCUCUGGAGUGGGCGUACGAGGUCAUUGCGCGCGCCUACGAGGAGGCGGGCGACCCGCGCCGCGCGGGGACCUGGCGCGACCGUGCGCGCGGCGCCCCCGGCCGCGCGGAGGGCGCCGCGGCGGCGUGGCCAGGCGAGGAGGGCGGCCUCGCGGACUCGCCGCGGCAGCCGCCGGCCCUGCAGGGGCCCAGGAGCGGCGCGCGCUGGGGUGCAGCGGCCAGCGGCGUUCGGGGCCCGCCAGGCGACGCGGCCUCUGCCUCGGCCACCGCGGCGGCCGGCCUCGGCAGCCCCGGGCCGCGGCCGCGGGGGCCCUACCCCGCCGUUUUCGCCCCGGGCGCCUGGGAGCCGCGGCCAGAGGAGGUGCCGUACAUGGUCUACCCGCCGCUGUGGGAGGCGCAGGUGGAGCAUCGCAGCUGGCCGAGCCGCGACUCCGCGAUGGCCUGCCGCCCGCUCGCAGAGCCGCCUUGGGACGACCAGCAGCCUCCCCUUGAGCGGCCCGGCUGGCGCCAACUCGGCGUGGCCGACGGUCCGCCCGACGCCUCCCAGCCAGAGCAGGACGCCUCCCUCGCUGACAGAGGGAGCGUCGGCUACAGCCUGUUUGGCGAGAGGGCGAGCGAUUCGUGGUGGACGGCCAGCAGCGGAGAGCGCCCUGUUUGCGGCGUGGAUUCUCUGGCCAGAGAGAGAGGGUAUUGA